This is a messenger RNA of Parnassius mnemosyne (clouded apollo), 1371 nucleotides long. The record is from the annotation of a GenBank genome assembly. Lineage: Eukaryota; Metazoa; Arthropoda; Insecta; Lepidoptera; Papilionidae.
AUGCCAAGAAUCUGGAAAUCGGCUUAUGUCACACCAAUUUACAAAAAAGGCCCAAGAGAUCAAGUUGACAACUACCGACCUAUUUCCAAAUUAUGUCUAUUUGCAAAAGUGCUUGAAAGAAUUGUCUAUGAUCAACUAUAUGCUGCCCUAAAACAUACACUUAGCUUUCAACAACACGGUUUCGUCAAGGGUCGGUCAACAACUACUAAUCUUAUAUUAUGUACUGACUACUUAUCAGAACAUAUGUCAGAGCCCUCACAAGUCGAUGUGGUCUACAUAGACUAUAGCAAAUGCUUUGAUCGAAUAGACCAUUUGCUAUUAUUACACAAAAUUCAAUCAGUAGGAAUACGAGGUAAUUUAUAUCGGUGGUUCACCUCUUACGUCCAAAAUCGGAGUCAGACAGUUGCCCUAAAUGGUUACACCUCUAAGGCCAUGCCAAUACCUUCUGGUGUCCCACAGGGCUCCUUGCUAGGGCCUUUACUCUUUAAUAUUUUUGUUAAUGAUAUCAUCAUAUGUUUCAAGUACUCAAAAAUCCUACUUUACGCCGAUGAUAUGAAAAUAUUAAGUCCAAUAACGUCCCUCGAAAGCGCAUAUCAUUUGCAAGAAGACUUGGGUAGGUUUGAAAAUUACUGUCUAUACAAUAAAUUAGACUUAAAUGUCUCCAAAUGCUAUAUUUGCACAUACACACGGAAGACUAAACCUAUAAUUUUCCGCUACACUAUAAAACAUAUAGAUAUAACUAGAGUCAACACUAUCCGCGAUUUAGGAGUAAUUUUUGACUCCAAAUUACUGUUUAAUAAACAUAUUGACAAUAUUAUAAACAAAGCCUCUAAAGCUCUUGGCUUUAUUUUAAGAAUGUCUUCUGAUUUCAAUUCUAUUAAAACCUUCAAAAUUCUUUACUGUGCUUUCGUACGAAGUCAUCUAGAGUAUGCCUCUCAAGUAUGGAAUCCUACCUAUAAUAUUUACUCUACGCGUAUUGAACGGAUUCAGAAAAAAUUUCUUCGCUAUCUUCAAUUUAGAGUUAAGAUCUUUCUACCGAAUUACACAACACGUUGCCGAAAGUUUCACAUUUUGCCGCUAUAUGAAAGAAGGCGCAUAGCGGAUCUAUCUUUUCUAAUUAAUAUAGCAAAUAGCACGAUCGACUGUCCCGAACUGUUGGAGCAAAUACGUUUACAAGUUCCAUACGCAUCUUCACGCAAGCCAUGCAAACUAUACGUGCCGGGAGUAAAUACAAACUACAGGCAAAAUUCUUAUUUAAUAAGAGUGAGCAAGUGUUUCAAUGACGUGGCGAAAAUACAAAAUGUAGACUUAUUUAACACCUCUAGCAGGCAGCUUAAGCGUCUACUGAGUAAUAAGUUUUUCGUUUACUGA